AUGUGCCUGCAGGACGAAGGAGCGCACAGGGUUUUUUCUCCGGGGGACGGCACCUUCUCGACCGCGAUGUCGGAAGAGCUGCAGGCUGCGAUGCAGCUGCACGCCUCGCCGCUGCCGAUCGUCCGUCAGCAGUUCCCGGAGCCCCCGAAGCACGGCCGAGGCGAGGGUUUGGAGGCCAUCCGGCCGCCCUCGGGUGGGAGGUCGCGGCUCGUGCCAGGCGUUCCGGGAGGCGGCGUUCCGGGAGGGGGCACGCACCUGCCGACCGGCGACCAGCCGGGCGACCCGUGGGCCACGCUGGUGGUUGUGCUCGCGGACGGGCUCAUGGGGGAGAGGCCGCCGCCGCGCGCAGCAUCGAGCCAACCCUCCAUACCCGCGGGCCGAGGACGGCUCCCCCCGCCCGUCGCCGCCGGGAUCGCAUCCGCGGUCGAGCUCUCCGGCGCGGUGGCGCGCUCGCUCGUCGUCUGCGGCGGAGGCGGCGGCGCCAGCGGCGGCCUGAUCGCCGCCGCGAUGAUGAGCGAGGUGGCGAGGGUCACUCCAGGCGGGAUAGACGCCUUUGGCCCGGGGAGGAGGAUCGAGGCGCUGCUCAAGGAGACCAGUGCCGAGUUUGGCAACUUGUGGGAGGCGGCGCUCUACUCGAAGGCGCUCGCGAAGCGGCAGCGCGCUCUCAUCCGCUUCGGCGAAGUGGCCGUCAUCACCUCGCCGCAGCUCGCGCCUCACACGGUCCGCGUGUUCGAGCACGUCUUCACCGACUGGCGCGUCCUCGUUUCCGGCGGCCAGGGUCGCGGUGGGAGAGAUCUCCCGCUGCCCGUCCGCGCCAUCCCUGUCGACGUGUCUGCCGACGCGGCCAACGAGGCGGCGCUCGUGGCGCGCGCGGAGCGGCUCGCGGAGUCCGACGCCGAGGAGGACUGGUGGGCGCGGGGGCUGCGCAGAUACCGGCUCCACCCAGCGUGGCCGGCCUCGGGGGCGGCGACUGAGUCUGAGAGAGAGUGA
This is a messenger RNA of Emiliania huxleyi CCMP1516, 990 nucleotides long. RefSeq lists its product as hypothetical. The record is from RefSeq and is a predicted model, not a curated record. Lineage: Eukaryota; Haptophyta; Isochrysidales; Noelaerhabdaceae. Bases 1 to 990 code for a protein of 329 amino acids. The transcript is spliced from 4 exons.